Morchella importuna is the source of this 1719-nucleotide messenger RNA. RefSeq lists its product as uncharacterized. Gene Ontology annotation, cellular component: cytosol. Bases 1 to 1719 code for a protein of 572 amino acids. NCBI's taxonomy places the organism in Eukaryota, Fungi, Ascomycota, Pezizomycetes, Pezizales, Morchellaceae. The transcript has 10 exons. Gene Ontology annotation, molecular function: asparagine synthase (glutamine-hydrolyzing) activity. The record is from RefSeq and is a predicted model, not a curated record.
AUGUGUGGUAUAUUCGCUUGUCAUAAACACCCCAAUGUGCACCAAUUCAAACCUCAGGCUUUACAAUUAGCCAAGGCCGUGCGUCAUCGUGGUCCGGAUUGGAGUGGAAAUGUCAUUUCCAAUGACACAAUUUUGACGCAUGAGCGUUUGAGUAUUGUUGGAAUUGAUAGUGGAGCGCAGCCCCUUGUCAACGAGGAGGAAACUAUUUUUUUGGCGGUUAAUGGCGAAAUUUACAACCACAGAAUAUUGCGCAAGCAGCUCGAUGCCGACACAAAAUUCAAGACUCAUUCCGACUGUGAAGUCAUUUUGCACCUAUACCCUAAAUAUGAUAUUGAUACUCCCAAGAUGCUUGACGGAAUGUUCUCUUUCGUGUUAUACGAUAAGGUCAAGGACCGGACCAUUGCCGCGCGCGACCCCAUUGGCAUUACUAGUUUCUAUCAGGGCUGGUCUUCAAAAACUCCUGGCGCUGUAUACUUCGCUUCCGAAUUGAAGUGUCUCCACCCUGUCUGCGACAAGAUCAUUUCUUUUCCCCCAGGCCAUAUUUAUGAUUCAGCCACUGGAAAGACUACUAGAUACUUUCAGCCUUCAUGGCUAGACUCCACAAAAAUUCCGUCGAAUCCGGUCGAUUUCGAGAAAGUUCGAACUACUUUGGAAAAGGCGGUGCGUAAGCGGCUUAUGGCGGAAGUUCCUUAUGGGGUUCUCUUAUCUGGAGGCCUUGACUCCAGUUUGAUUGCCUCAAUUGCUGCUCGGGAAACCGAGAAACUGAAACUCACGUCUGGAGUUACUAACGGUACCGUGAUACCACAUGAACUGGUUGGAAUCAGUGAAGGCGAUGACCUUGAUACUAUUACCGCCUUGCCAGAGCUACAUUCCUUUUCUAUUGGACUUCCUGGAUCACCAGAUACGGUUGCUGCUAAAAAGGUAGCUGCAUAUCUCGGAACGGUCCACCAUGAGUUCAACUUUACUUUACAGGAAGGUCUUGAUGCUCUCCGUGACGUUAUUUAUCACCUUGAGACGUUCGAUGUUACUACGAUCCGUGCAUCAACACCUAUGUAUCUUCUUAGUAGGAAAAUCAAGGCUCAGGGUGUUAAAAUGGUUCUAAGUGGAGAGGGAAGUGAUGAGAUAUUUGGUGGUUACCUUUACUUCGUCAACGCACCGAACAAGGAAGAGUUUCACAAAGAAACCAUUACGAGGGUCAACAACCUGCACCUUUCGGACUGUUUGAGGGCCAAUAAAUCGACCUCUGCAUGGGGCGUUGAGGCCCGCGUCCCUUUCUUGGACAAAGAGUUCUUAGAAGUUACAAUGAACAUCGACCCCCAAGACAAGCUUAUCCUUAAAGGAGAGCGCCUCGAGAAAUACAUUCUCAGAAAGGCAUUUGAUACCUCAGAUAAGCCAGAUCAGAAGCCUUACCUUCCCGACGAUAUUCUAUGGCGUCAGAAAGAACAGUUCAGCGACGGUGUUGGAUAUGGUUGGAUUGACGUCUUGAAGGAUACUGCGGAGAAAAUGGUCACCGAUGAGCAGCUGAAGAACCCCAAACCCGAGUGGGGUGCCGAUGCUCCUGAUAGCAAGGAGGGGUACUGGUACAGGUGUAUGUUCGAUGAGCAAUUCCCAGCACAGUGUGCGCCCACUGUCAUGAGAUGGAAGCCUACCUGGUCCAACCAGACAGAUCCCAGCGGAAGGGCCAUUGACAUUCAUGUUGCCAAAUAUGACGAGAAAUAG